Messenger RNA from Protopolystoma xenopodis, 711 nucleotides. The record is from the annotation of a GenBank genome assembly. NCBI's taxonomy places the organism in Eukaryota, Metazoa, Platyhelminthes, Monogenea, Polystomatidea, Polystomatidae.
AUGGCAAGGCUCACUGACGAUGCCGGAGGAACGUCUGCCAUACCAAUCGGGAGAAUAUUUAAGGAAGAUCUCACUCUAUCUUUUCCUCCCUUCCUACCCUAUUUCGCUACCGCCUAUUCGAACAACGAUCAGAAAGAAAUACCCCAUCUGCUCUCUUCGGAUAGCCCCAACCAGCGUCCCAGCCUCGGCACACUUGUUUCUUCCCAGCAAGGCUUCCGAACAUUCUCAGAGCCUGGCCAGCUGUUGGCUCACUACAUUGAGGGUUGGCAGGAAGACUCUGUUGUGAUGCAGCAAAUUCGACUUUCUUUUACCCGGGCAGCAGAAGACGAAAACCCUGCUGAGGCGAAUUUCUAUCUAGAUGAACUAGAAGCUGCAGAGGAUUCCAAGAUAAAUGCGACACGGACAAACUCUGAUCCACAACUUGAUCAAAGAACCAAAGAACCUGAAAGCCAUUCGAGUUUAAAGGCAAGAAAAACUAGUGAACCUUUGAUUCGAGGACCAUUGGGGCAGGAUCAUGCCUCUCUCGAGACCGUUCUCACUUCGACAAUGCUGUCAAAGACUCGACACUAUGACACCCGACGUCGUCACGUUCCAAAGAUGGAGAUCUUAGGCUCACUAAACUUUCAACUUACUUCCAAGGGUGAGAUACAUGAAAGCAUGAAGCAAAUGAUGUCAUCAGGUGAACUGCAAUCUCAUAUGGUUAGUUUUUGA